Messenger RNA from Prorocentrum cordatum, 1104 nucleotides. The record is from the annotation of a GenBank genome assembly. NCBI's taxonomy places the organism in Eukaryota, Dinophyceae, Prorocentrales, Prorocentraceae.
GUUUGCGGCACGGUGGCCCGGAGGGUGGAGACCGAGGCCCUGGUCGUCCCCGCGGCCGCCGAGCUCCGGGGCCUGCUGCUCCCGCGGCGGGGGCGGGCGCGCGCGAUGCCCGCGGUCGGCGGCCAGAGGGUCGACGCCGCGUACGCGGAGUGCCGGGAGGUGGCCCAGGAGUAUUCGAAGUCGUUCUUUUUAGGCUCGCAGCUGUUAGGGCCUGCGGAGCAGCGGGCGGUGUGGGCCAUCUACCACUGGUGCCGCUGCACCGACGAGCUGGUCGACGGGCCAGAAGCGAUUGGCACGACCAUGGAGGAUCUGGAAGCGCGGGAGCAUGCGCUGCAGCAGAUCUUUGAACUCAAGGAGACUGGCAACAGUGCGGACCUGGCACUGAUUGAUUCCGUGUACAGGUUCGGGCUGAUCCCCCGACCGUUUGAGGACAUGAUCGGUGGCAUGGCCAUGGACCUCGUGAAGGAGAGAUACAAGACGUUCUCCGAGCUCGAGGUCUACUGCUACCGCGUCGCGGGGACGAACUGCACGGACGAGCUGAAGGAAGCCACCAUAGAUGCUGCCUUGUGUUUGGGCCUCGCUUUCCAGCUCACCAACAUCCUGCGGGACGUCGGCGAGGACGCACGCAGAGGUCGCAUCUAUGUGCCCUCAGAGGAUUUAAACAUGUUUGGGCUUGACGAGGAAGAGGUCAUCCAGGCCAGCGAGGGCAAGCUAGAGCUCUGGAGGGAUGAGAGAUGGCAGCGGUUUAUGGAGUUUCAGAUCGCCAGAUGCAAUGGGUACUACGAGAGGGCAAAGGGCGGCAUCAUUGGCCUUUCUGAACACAACCGUUUUGGGGUGAUGACAGCGCUCAAUGUGUACGGCAGCAUCUUGGAUGCCAUCCGUCGCAACAUGUACAAUAAUUUAUCCCAGCGCGCAUACGUGUCGUUGCCGGAGAAGUUCGGGCUUGUUGCGAAGUCGUGGUUCGAUUGUUGCAGGAUUCAGUGGCAAUCCGGGCAAGAGGUCCGCAUUGAUAGCAAAAAGCGCAAAUCUGUAGAUCCCGCACUCUCCAAGUUGUCCAAGACAACCACGGCAGGGAGAACAGCAAGCGCUCUUCACUUGCCAUGA